AUGCUACAUGAACAACAACAACAACAACAACCACUUAGACAUAACUAUAUACAAGAACUAUACUUUAGUGAUAGUGAUGGCAAGGAGCUUGAUGAUGAGCUCGAUGAUGAUGAUGAUGAUUGUGUAGAGGACGAGGAUGACUUGGAACAAGACGAUGAUGAUUUGGAUGAUAAUGUAGAUGAUGCAGAUGAUGAUGAUACACCACAUGUCGAUGUGGACGAUGACGAUAACAACGAUGUUAGUGCAGAUAGCUUUGCAUCAGUCGAUGAUGUUGCAAAUACAUUCCGUCCUGGUUUGAUAUCAUCCAUUCAUUCAGAUGCAUCAGAUGUAUCAUCCUCCUCCUCUGAAGCACCAAUCGUGUUGACCAAGACCUACAACAACAUCACAUCCACCCAAGAUAGCUUUGACAAAGUAGUCUCACUCAUUGACUCUGCAAAGGAUAUAGCAUCACAAAAGAGGAUAAUGUUAAAGAUGAUGUUGACUGAGAACUUUGUCAAUCAGAAUGGUACGGCGACAAUUGAUCAGAAUAAGUUGGCUUCGUUCGUGAGGAAUGUGGUGUCCGUGGAGUUGGAGAACCUCUCGCCAACACUCAUUCAAUCACAACGCUUCAAGGACUUCUUCCUGGAACACUACCGAACAGUUUUCAUGCAGGCCUUUGCAAUGACCAACGGCCUGAUACUGGACCCGCCCACGGGCACCGGUGCCGCGCUGCUGGGCGGCGUGGUCGGCAACCAGAUGGUGAUGACGCCGCUGGACAAUCGAUACCGCAAGGAGUUCACCGAGAUCUCGCGACUGGGCAGCGGUGGCUUUGGAACGGUGCAUCUAUCGCGCAACAACCUGGACAAUUGCAACUAUGCCGUCAAGAAGAUCAACUUUAGCGUCAGCCUCGGCUCGCAGAUGGUCAACACCAAGAUUGAAAAGGUGCUGCGCGAGGUCAAGGCUUUGGCGCGUCUCGACCACAAGAACAUCCUGCGAUACUAUCAUGCCUGGGUCGAGCUGAACACACAGCUACAGGCUGGCGGCGAUCUGUCCAACCAGUACAGCUCAGUCGAGGGCAGUAUGGAGACAGCAGAGAAUCUCUCGGCUGACUUUGACGAUGACGACGAUGACGACGAUGAUCUGCUGAGCGACUCCUCUGCCAUCAACGCUUCAGAGAAUCUGUUUGACGAUGACAGCUCUCGAGCUGUCGAGGAGCUCACGACGAAUAGCAAAGGUGGACCGGACAGCAGUCCCAACAGCAAUAACAAAUUGGUGCCAUAUGAUUCGCGAAUAGCAAAGACCAACAGCUACAACAAUCUCAGUCAACUGCUCACCUUGAACAAGUUGCCUAAGAUAAGGUACUCACUCUAUGUCCAGACACAACAUUGUGAAGGAAAGACACUUAGAGAGUGGCUAGACAAUCGUUCUGGCAUCAACAACAUCGGAAUCAGCAUCAGCAGUAGUACCAACAACAUGGACAACAACAUGCGCGCUCAAUCAAGACUGUCAAUAUUCAAACAGAUACUGUCUGGUUUGAAUUAUAUUCAUUCAAAGGGCAUGGUGCACAGGGACAUCAAGCCAGCCAACAUAUUCAUGACCAAGGAGUUGAUUGUAAAGAUUGGCGACUUUGGCCUGGUCAAGGACAUCCCACUGUCGACGAUGAAUGGCGUGGCGGGAGGCCUCCACGAGAACAUGAUGAAGGAACUCGGCAAUGUAAUGUUGGCCAACUCUAUAAACGGUGCCAACAACACACAUGGUAUUGGCACGCUGACCUACGCCAGUCCCGAGCAGAUCAAAGGCAAUGCCUACUCCAACAAAGUGGACAUCUACAGUCUUGGCAUCAUCCUAUUCGAACUACUCUAUGACUUUAACACAAUGUCAGAGAGGUCAGAGGUCAUAAGAAUGUUAAAGGAGGGUAUCAUACCGGAAGAGACACAGAGGAAGUAUAAGAAUGAGAGCAAGUUGAUAGGAAUGAUGUUGUCAUCUGACCCAAGUGUCAGACCAUCGACAGAGGAUAUCAUCAAGAAUUGGUUACCAAUUAUUAUGAGAUCAGAGGACACUACUACUACUCCAACACCUACUACUCCAACUGUCCAUGCUGCCAAAAAUGACAUUAAUGAUAACACGAGUGUAGUUGCCGACUAUCGAUCAAUGGACAUUGAAUCAUUGAUCAAGAUCAUACAAGACAGAGAUAGAAGGAUCAAGGAGUUGGAGAAGGAGGUAGUUGAUCUUAAAGGAAUCAAUGGUAGUCGUCCGUCAACAGACAGUAAGACAUGA
Messenger RNA from Acytostelium subglobosum LB1, 2256 nucleotides. RefSeq lists its product as hypothetical. The record is from RefSeq and is a predicted model, not a curated record. The transcript is spliced from 3 exons. NCBI's taxonomy places the organism in Eukaryota, Evosea, Eumycetozoa, Acytosteliales, Acytosteliaceae. Gene Ontology annotation, biological process: protein phosphorylation. Bases 1 to 2256 code for a protein of 751 amino acids. Gene Ontology annotation, molecular function: ATP binding; protein kinase activity.